AACUCAUGUUUUGGACGAUGAUUCCGCCGUGAUCCCGGAACAGACCCAGACAGCAUGUCAUCUAUACGGCGUCGAGCCGCCCGAAAAGACGCGCAUGAAGGACUUCAUCGAGAUGUUUCGCCGAGCCCAGAUCGGCAGGAAGACCUGUGCUUGAUAUCAGCAAAGAAGCUAGAGGCUUUGAAGCGCAAGAGUCCGAAGUCGAGCAAGAGAUGGAGUUUCGGGAUCCUGGGAUGCGGCAUCUUGAUAGGGUUGUGUGUUGCGGCUUUCUUCGCCCAGCAAAACGACAUGAUCUCAAUCGACUUGUCCGCACUGGACAAUAUGAACUUAGAGAAUCUGAAGGACAUGCUGCCGCAAAACUUCCUGGAUGUGUUGCCAGCCGCCUUCCUCCGAGAUGCACAGCAGAUGCAGAAACACGAACGAGAUACCGUGAGCUAUGAUUCUUUCGCAGUCGGCCUCCAUGCGCGCUCGCAAGGCGUAAAAGCCACACAUCCCGUCAUUAUGAUUCCUGGCGUCAUAUCAACCGGUCUUGAGUCCUGGGGAACCGAACAAGAGUCCCGACCAUACUUUCGCAAGAGACUGUGGGGUUCAUGGACAAUGAUGCGCGCCCUAGUUAUGGAUAAAGCAGGAUGGAAAAAACACAUCAUGCUGGACAAGGAGACAGGGAUGGAUCCUCCUGGAAUCAAACUUCGUGCCGCCCAGGGCUUCGAUGCGACGGACUUCUUCAUAACAGGGUACUGGAUCUGGAACAAGAUUUUGGAGAACCUAGCCACAAUCGGAUAUGACCCUACCAACGCCUUCACAGCGGCUUACGACUGGCGAAUGUCGUACAUGAACUACGAGAAGCGCGAUCAGUACUUUACCCGUCUCAAGUCGCACAUUGAAAUAGCCGUUCGUAUAUCCAAUAAGAAAGCCGUGCUCCUAUCCCACUCGAUGGGGUCGCAAGUUCUAUACUACUUCUUCCACUGGGUCGAGGCAGAGGGUUAUGGCAAUGGCGGCCCAGGAUGGGUGGAGGCAUAUAUCGACUCCUGGAUCAACAUCUCCGGCUGCAUGCUAGGCGCAGCGAAAGGCAUGCCGGCCGUCUUGUCUGGAGAAAUGAAAGAUACGGCUCAGCUGAAUGCCUUUGCAGUCUACGGUCUGGAGAGAUUCCUCUCCCGCCAUGAGCGUGCUGAGCUCUUCCGUGCCAUGCCAGGCAUCUCCUCCAUGCUGCCCAUAGGUGGUAGCGCGGUCUGGGGAGAUAAGGACUGGGCUCCUGAUGACCUGCCUGGUCAGGAAGUCAGUUACGGAAAUUUCAUCAGGUUCCGGGAUAACAACUCGUCCUGGACGAAGUCGAACCUCACAGUCGAAGAAAGCAAACCGUACCUCUUCCGGCAUGCGGAGCAAUGGUACCAGGAUAUGGUGCAGACCUCAUUUUCGGAUGGCGUCGCACAUACCGCGAAAGAGGUCGAAGCUAACCAGCUUAUACCCGCCAAAUGGAUCAAUCCUCUCGAAACACGUCUGCCGCUCGCUCCUAGUCUUAAGAUAUACUGCUUCUAUGGCAUCGGCAAGGAGACCGAGCGCGCUUACUAUUACAAAGAGGAUAAUGAUCCUCUCAGCAAGAUGAAUAUCACUAUCGACACUGGCUAUACGAAUGGCAAGGUAGACCACGGUGUUGUUCUAGGCGAGGGCGAUGGCACGGUCAAUCUUCUCAGCUCGGGUUAUAUGUGUGCCAAGGGCUGGAAGAUUAAGAGGUAUAAUCCUGCUGGUGCUAAGAUAAAGAUCUUUGAAAUGCCUCAUGAACCGGAUCGAUUCUCGCCCAGAGGUGGGCCUAAUACAGGCGAUCAUGUUGACAUCCUCGGCCGAUCCUCUCUCAAUGACCUCAUACUUAGAGUAGCAGGAGGUAGGGGAGAGCUUAUUCAGGAAACCAUACACUCGAAUAUUCGGGAGUACUCGGAUAAAGUCAGGAUUUAUGAAGAGGACGAGUACGGGCAGAGGAAGACGAUACCCUCAUGACAUUUGCUUCUGAACGCUUCUGUAGACCCUAUAUAAUUUUGACAUAUUUCCCGCGGCGCUUGUGGUGUUGUAUAGAUCUGGGGAUUUCGAACCUUGGGGGGGGAGGCUCUAUACUUACUGUAUGUCUAGACUAAUGUGGGAGCGGUUUGUCUGUUCUUCUCUACUUUCGGUUCAUCAGGAUAUGGACUUCAAGACGAAUACAACCCCAAUUCGUGACAUCAAAGCCGCUAUGCCAUUCCUGGCCUUGAGGUACUUUCUACAAAUACAAAAUAC
Molecule: messenger RNA, 2262 nt
Organism: Westerdykella ornata
Lineage: Eukaryota; Fungi; Ascomycota; Dothideomycetes; Pleosporales; Sporormiaceae
Product: Phospholipid:diacylglycerol acyltransferase
Exons: 3
Coding region: 55-1989 (644 amino acids)
Biological process (GO): lipid storage; triglyceride biosynthetic process
Cellular component (GO): cytoplasm; perinuclear endoplasmic reticulum
Molecular function (GO): phospholipid:diacylglycerol acyltransferase activity
Source: RefSeq, a predicted model, not a curated record